Arxiozyma heterogenica is the source of this 1704-nucleotide messenger RNA. Its product is annotated as sugar porter family MFS transporter. NCBI's taxonomy places the organism in Eukaryota, Fungi, Ascomycota, Saccharomycetes, Saccharomycetales, Saccharomycetaceae. The transcript has a single exon. Gene Ontology annotation, biological process: transmembrane transport; carbohydrate transport. Bases 1 to 1704 code for a protein of 567 amino acids. The record is from RefSeq and is a predicted model, not a curated record. Gene Ontology annotation, cellular component: plasma membrane. Gene Ontology annotation, molecular function: carbohydrate:proton symporter activity.
AUGUCAGAGGCUGAUGAAAGUCAAGUUGUCGUUGGACAACAAGAAAAUGAUUCUCAUUCCAUUAUCUCCACUCCGUCUAACAAGGCUGAGGGUGACGAAUUAAAGGAUUACAACAGUGAUGGUGCUGAAGAGCAUUUACCAGAAAUGCCAGUGAAACCUGCUUCUGCAUAUGUUACCAUUUCUAUUAUGUGUGUUAUGGUUGCCUUCGGUGGUUUCGUGUUCGGUUGGGAUACCGGUACCAUUUCUGGUUUCAUUAACCAAACAGAUUUCAUCAGAAGAUUGGGUCAAGUCAACCACAGUGGUGAACACUAUCUAUCUACUGUCAGAACUGGUUUAAUUGUCUCUAUUCUUAACAUUGGUUGUGCUAUCGGUGGUAUCAUCUUAUCUAAAGCCGGUGAUAUGUACGGUCGUAGAAUGGGUUUGAUUAUUGUCGUUGUUAUUUACAUUGUUGGUAUUGUUAUUCAAAUUGCUACUAUCAACAAGUGGUUCCAAUACUUCAUUGGUAGAAUUAUCUCCGGUCUGGGUAUUGGUGGUAUUGCUGUUUUAUCCCCAAUGUUAAUCGCUGAAGUCUCUCCAAAGCAUUUAAGAGGUAGUUUAGUCGCUUGUUUCCAAUUGAUGAUUACCUUAGGUAUUUUCUUAGGUUACUGUACUAACUAUGGUACCAAGAACUACUCUAACUCAGUCCAAUGGAGAGUUCCAUUAGGUUUAUGUUUCGCCUGGGCCUUGUUCAUGAUCGGUGGUAUGACUUUUGUUCCAGAGUCUCCACGUUAUUUAUGUGAAAAAGGUAGAGUUGAAGAAGCCAAGCGUUCUGUUGCCAUUUCUAACAAGGUCUCUGUUGAUGAUCCAUCUGUUCUUGCCGAAAUCGAGUUGAUUCAAGCUGGUAUUGAAGCUGAAAGAGAAGCUGGUACUGCCUCCUGGGGUGAAUUAUUCUCUGUUAAAGAAAAGGUUUUCCAAAGAUUAAUUAUGGGUUGUAUGAUUCAAUCUCUACAGCAAUUGACUGGUGAUAACUACUUCUUCUACUAUGGUACUACUAUUUUCAAGGCUGUUGGUUUGAAGGAUUCUUUCGAAACUUCUAUUGUCAUUGGUAUUGUUAACUUUGCUUCUACUUUCGUUGGUAUUUACUUAGUUGGUAGAUAUGGUAGAAGAACUUGUUUGUUAUGGGGUGCUGCCACCAUGACUGCUUGUAUGGUUAUUUACGCUUCUGUUGGUGUCACUAGAUUAUACCCAGAUGGUAGUAAGAAUACCUCUGUUUCCUCCAAGGGUGCUGGUAACUGUAUGAUUUGUUUCACUUGUUUCUACAUUUUCUGUUUCGCUACCACUUGGGCUCCAAUUCCAUAUAUCGUCAACUCCGAAACUUUCCCAUUAAGAGUUAAGUCUAAGUGUAUGGCUAUUGCUCAAGGUUGCAACUGGAUUUGGGGUUUCUUAAUUGGUUUCUUCACUCCAUUUAUUACCAAGGCUAUCAACUUCUAUUACGGUUACGUGUUCAUGGGUUGUUUAUGUUUCUCUUUCUUCUACGUUUUCUUCUUCAUUCCAGAAACCAAGGGUUUAACUUUAGAAGAAGUUAAUAUUAUGUGGUUAGAAGGUACUUUACCAUGGAAAUCUACCAGUUGGGUUCCACCAUCUAAGAGAGGUGCUGAUUACGAUGUCAAUGCCUUAGCUAAUGAUGACAAGCCAGUCUACAAGAGAAUGUUUGGUAGAAACUAG